UCACUCAAAAUGAGAUUGCUGAUAACCGUAGCUCUCGUCUUGGCAGACUCAUCUUGGAUCGAGGGUCAAUGGAUUGGUCACAGGGGUCACAGAGCAGUGAGGAGCGGGGCUUACACCCUGACUCCUUCCUAUCCCGUGAGAGGUCACCUAAACACUGCCACCCCAACCGGAAAAGCUCUACCCAUUGUAUACGCCGGAAAGGGAUCACCAACUCCAACUCCCUUGCCUGUUCCCAUUCCUGGCUCACAAAACUUUUUACCAAUUUCCUCUCCUAACAGGGAAUGCUCUGAGCUGGUUUCAGUUAGGGGAGGUACCAUACUGAUCCCCGGCGCUGGAGGAGUCCUACCGAUUCCAGGCAGUAAGGGCGCCCUGAUGAUUUCCGGCUGCAUAAGUAAAGCCAACUUUCAGAAUCGGGAUGGAUUCAUCGACCCUUCUAAAUACACUUCCAUCGAUACCAGCAGCAAAUUUGGUGUUACGAUUCCUGGUGACCAAAAAGCCGGGGAGAGUAAAUACGAAAUCAUAGAUUUGAGGAAUUCUUGACUGUUGAAAGUUUUACAAUUCAAACAAUGUAUUAAAAACUCAAUAUUAUCAUAUGAUGUAAAUUUCUGUAUUUUUACAGAUUUAAAAAUGUAAAUAAAUGGGUAUU
Molecule: messenger RNA, 646 nt
Organism: Drosophila biarmipes
Lineage: Eukaryota; Metazoa; Arthropoda; Insecta; Diptera; Drosophilidae
Exons: 2
Coding region: 10-540 (176 amino acids)
Source: RefSeq, a predicted model, not a curated record